Messenger RNA from Scleropages formosus (Asian bonytongue), 618 nucleotides. Its product is annotated as E3 ubiquitin-protein ligase TRIM39-like. NCBI's taxonomy places the organism in Eukaryota, Metazoa, Chordata, Actinopteri, Osteoglossiformes, Osteoglossidae. The transcript is spliced from 2 exons. The record is from RefSeq and is a predicted model, not a curated record. Gene Ontology annotation, molecular function: protein binding. Bases 1 to 552 code for a protein of 183 amino acids.
AUGUUCGUGAGAGCUGUUGAUGUGACUCUGGACCCUGAUACAGCAAACCCCUGGCUCAUCUUGUCUGAGGACAGGAAACAAGUGAGAUGUGGAGUCAUAUGGCAGGAUCUCCCUGACAACCCAGAGAGGUUUACAUACUGGGAAAGUGUCCUGGGAAAAGAGGGUUUUUCUUCAGGGAAACAUUACUGGGAGGUAGAGGUUGGGGACAAGACUGACUGGGAUUUAGGAGUGGCCAGAGAGUCCAUCAACAGGAAGGGAGAAAUUACACCGAAUCUUAAAAAUGGUUUCUGGUCUCUCAGUCUGUCCUGUGGGAAUGAGUAUAAGGCUCUCACUGACCCCCCUGUGUCCCUCCCCCUGAGUGUGAAGCCCCAGAAGGUGGGGGUGUUUGUGGACUAUGAGGAGGGUCAGGUCUCCUUUUACAGAAUGGAGGACAAGUCUCAUCUCUACACUUUCACUGGAUAUGAAUUCACUGAGAAACUCUAUCCAUACUUCUGGUCAGGCUUCCAGAGCUCAGCCCCACUCAUCAUAUCUCCUGUCAGUGACACAGACUGAAGAAACAGACUUUUGUUUUUAAUGUUUACAUCAUGAUGUCAUAUUCUGAUUUACUUUCCCUUCUCA